CUGUUUUCUCUGAUCCGGCUUCGUCCGAUCGGUCCACCACUGUUUCCUCCUCAUCACUAGACUCUUCUUUUCUCUGUCGAAAAACUCUCCUGGGCUUUUUUCUGAACAUUUUGAAGCCCUCACCUGUGCAUCUGAGUUUACGUGAACAGCGCCGCGGAGCAACCACUCGGUCACAGCAGGCGAGACACUCAAUUGCGGUCGUCAGCCAUAUUGGUGGUGUGACUGACUGACUCAACGAGCUGUCAGCAACAGGUCCUCCCGAGAAGGAGCAGCGAAGCUAGUAAAACAAAAUUGGCAACACUUCAGGCUCUCCCUCUCGCUUUUCGUCGGACACCCAAAAUCUUCAGCGAGGAAGUCUUCCAGUGGAGCAGGAUAUUAACUUAGAACGUCGCAAAACUCUGAAAUAGCUCUUUUUCCCUCCCCGUGUGAGAAAGACAGCCACUGAAGAUGGCUGCAAGUUGUAGCUGAGGACACUUUCUGGAGUUACACGCCGCCAGCAAAUAUGAAUGGUAGUGCAACUGUAUGGGCUGUCACUCCAGAAGAGAGGGUCAAGCAUGACCAGAAGUUUGACACCCUCGCCCCGUCAAUGGGUUAUGUUUCAGGUGAGCAGGCAAGGAAGUUUUUCCUUCAGUCAGGGCUGCCUUCUUCAGUUCUGGCUGAGAUAUGGGCUCUGGCUGACCUGAACAAAGAUGGGAAGAUGGACAGGUUGGAGUUUUCCAUUGCAAUGAAGCUCGUGAAGCUCAAACUCCAGGGAACGCCACUUCCAUCUGUACUGCCAGUCAUCAUGAAGCAGCCUCCUGUGCCCGUUCCCAAUCUUUCGUAUGGGAUGAUGCCGAACAUGUCCCUGAUGUCUGGGACCAACCUUUCGAUGUUCACCCCUAUAUCCAUGGCAACCCCAGGACACGCCUCUUUGUCGGCAAUGACAGGCCCCAACCUGGGACUUCUUCAGCCAAUGGCAGCUGGCACCUUGGGCGCCGGUCUUCCAGUAUCUACAUCAUCUUAUGGUUCUCCCCUUGCAUCCAGUGCCACUUUGCCACCCUCCUCAAUGACUUCCCAAAUGGCAGCAGGCCUUGCGGACUGGGCUGUGCCACAUGCCUCCAGACUCAAAUACAGGCAGCAGUUCAACAUUUUGGACAAGCAGAUGACUGGAUUUCUCACAGGUCAGCAGGUGAGAGGUGCCAUGGCCACCACGAUGCUCAGUCAGACUCAACUGGCCUCCAUCUGGAAUUUGGCUGAUGUCGACAAGGAUGGCAACCUCUCUGCUGAGGAGUUCAUCCUGGCCAUGCAUCUGGUGGAUAUGACCAAGAGUGGACUACCGCUGCCCCGAACCCUGCCAACUGACCUGGUGCCACCUACAAACAGGGGUGCUGUGAAUGGAUCCACUGCAUCUCACUACGCAGCUCUCAAUGAUAACUUUGUUGAACCCCCACAGAAAGGAAGAACCAACAUAUCAUUUGAAGACAAAUUCAAAGCCAACAUGGAGCGCGGUAAUGCAGAGCUUGAGAAGAGACGGCUGGCACUGUUAGAAGCGGAAAAGAAGGAGCAGGAGAGGCAAGCCCAAAAAGCACGAGAGGAGCAAGAGCGGAGGGAGAGGGAAGCUCGAGAAGCGGAGGAGAAGAGGCGGAAAGAGGAAGAGAGGCGGCUGGAGCGCCAAAGAGAGUUGGAGAGGCAACGAGAAGAAGAGCGCCAGAGAGAAAUUGAGAGAAAAGAGGCUGCACAACGUGAGCUUGAGAGACAAAGGAAGGAGGAAUGGGAAAGGAAGAAAAGAGGCGAACUCCAAAUAAAGAGGCAGCGGGAGCAGGAUGACAUCAUACAGCUCAAAGCUAAGAAGAGGAGUCUGGAGAUAGAGUUGGAGGCUGUGGGUAACAAACAGCGUCAAAUUUCUGACCGUUUGCGUGACAUUCAAAACAAGAAGAAGCUUCCCAAGACUGAGCUGGACCUGAUUAAUCAGAGGAAAGAUGCACGCCAGCAAGAUGUUAAAAAUCUUCAGAAACAGAUUGAGGAGUUCCAGAGGAAGUUGGCCCAAUUGACUCCCGAACAGAAAAGGCUGACGGAGACUCUCCAAAGCAUGGCUGUGAAUAACCUUUCUGUGUCAACCGUCUCCAACCUGAAGCUCAGUGUUACACAGAAGCGGGGUACAUGUACUCAACUCAAAGAUCAGCUGGAGGCCCUUGAGAAAGAGACUGCUGCCAAACUGGAAGAGCUGGACCGGUAUAACAAAAGCAUGCAGGAAAUGAGGGAAAGCCAGCAAAAACAAGAGGCAGCACUUGAGAACCUGCGAAGCAUCAAAGAGGACAAAAGGCAAGAGCUGAUUCGGAGGAAGCAGGAGCAUGAGGAGAUGAGGAAACGUGAAGAAGAGAGGAGGCGGCAGGAGGAGGAAGCGCAAAGGCUUAUCAAGCUAGAAAAGGAACGUCAGUGGAAGGAGAAAUUAAGGAGGGAUGAGGAGGAGCGCCAGAGGAGGCUUCAGGAGGAACGAGAGGCCAAACAAAGGGAGGAGGAGGAGAAAGAAAGGCAGGCUCUUAUCCAGGCAGCAAAGUUGGAGGCUGAACGAGAGCUCAGGGCAAAGGAAGAGGCUGAAAGGAAGCGCAGAGAGGAAGAGGAGCGGAGAAGAAGGGAGGAGGAAGAACGCCAGAGGCAAGCAGAAAGAAGGAAACUGGAGGAGGAGAGGAGACAGUUGGAGGCUGAGAGAAGGAAGCUAGAGGAGGAUAAAAGAAUGGAGGAAAGGAGAAGGAAAGAUGAGGAGGAGCGACUAAAGCGGGAGGAAGAGAGGAGGAGGCUGGAGGAAGAGCGUCAGAGGAAGCGGGAGCAGGAGGCAGAGGAGAGGAGGCGACUCGAAGAAGAGCGCAGAAAGGAGAUGGAACGGGUGGAAGAGGAGCGGCGGAGACAGAGGGCAGCCCAGGCAGCCCUCCGAGAUUCUGAGGACAGGAGGAGGCUGGAGGAGGAGGAGAGAAGGAGGAAAGAGAAGCAGGAAGAGGAGAGGAGAAAGCGGGAGGAAGAGAGGCUGAAGCUUCAGCAGCAAGAGGAGCAGGACAGGUGGAGACAUGAGGAGGAAAGAAAAAGAGCAGAGCAGGACAGAAAGAAAAAGGUGGAAGAAGAACAGAAGAGAAAGGAGCGUCAGGCAAGUGGAGGAGGCAAGAUUGACAUUCAAGAGAAGCUGAACUCUCUACUUAGAGGACUGGAGGAAAGGAAAGGCCGGCAACCGAGGGCUACCCAACCCAGCAAGUCGGUAUCUCUCACGCCCUUCAGGGCACUUUAUCCGUUCACUGCACGCAACCACGAAGAGCUCACCUUCAACGCAGAGGAACUCAUUGAGGUGGAUUUGACAGUGGAGCCAGAGGAGGGUUGGUUGUAUGGGAGCAGGCAGGGUAAAAUGGGUUGGUUCCCGGAGAGUUAUGUGGAGAGAGUGACUCCGUCGGAUUCAAUGGCCCCUGCACCUCCUCCAAAAUUGCCCAUCCAGUCGCAACUCUCCAAUGCCCUUGAAGCGGCAAAGGUGGCAGGGACUAAAUCGGCCUUCACCCCAACACACUCUCCACAUCCCGCCCACUCCGACACACCAGGCCAGCAGGUGGUAGGGAACAUGCUUGCCCAGGCCCUGUGCUCCUGGACUGCAAAAACAGACAACCAUCUGAACUUCAAUAAGGACGAUGUAAUCCAGGUGCUGGAACAGCAGGAGAACUGGUGGUUGGGAAACCUGAAUGGAGAACAAGGCUGGUUCCCCAAAUCCUAUGUCACACUCGUCGGUGAAGAGGACAGUUCAGACAUGAAGAGCUCUACAUCCAAUACUGUAGAGACAAGUGACAACCAGCAAUUUGAAGAGUAUACGGCAUUAUACACCUAUGAGUCAUCGGAGCCUUCAGAUCUGACUUUCAAAGAGGGGGAUGUUAUCUUGGUGACCAAGAAAGAAAGAGAGUGGUGGAAUGGCGCCAUUGGUGACCGCUCAGGUGCCUUUCCCGGAACCUAUGUCAAACCUAAGGAGACAGAUACGGGCACAUCUGCGAAGAAGCCAGAGAUUGGCAAGGUGACCAGAGCCCAUUUCUCCUCUGUACCCGGUCAGCUGAACUUGGAGAAUGGACAACUCGUUGUCAUCCUUUGCAAAAAUGUCUCGGGAUGGUGGCUUGGUGAGCUGCAGGCCCGUGGUAAAAAGCGUCAGAAGGGCUGGUUUCCAUCCUCAUAUGUCCAGAUAUUGGGGUCAAAUAGUGGCAAAUCCACACCAACAGUCCAGUCAGGAGUCUGCCAGGUGAUCGCUCUAUACGACUACACAGCUGCUAACAAGGAUGAGCUGAGCUUUUCAGCAAACCAGCUAAUCAACGUCCUCGAUAAGAAUGACCCCGACUGGUGGAAGGGUGAGGUCAAUGGAGCCACUGGCUUGUUCCCCACCAAUUACGUUAAGAUGACCACAGGAGACUGUGACCCCAGUCACCAGUGGUGCGCAGAUCUGACCAGCUUGGACUCGCUGAGCCCACUAGAGAAGAAGAGGCAAGGCUACAUUCAUGAACUGCUCCAGACUGAGGAGAAAUACUUGGAAGACCUGCAAACAGUGCUCGAGGUUUUCCAUAAGCCCAUGUCGGAAUCUGGACGACUAAAUGAUGCAGAGAUGAACAUGAUCUUUGCCAACUGGAGAGAACUGAUUGACUGCACUGCUAAACUUUUCAGGGCGUUGUCAACUCGAAAGAAGAGUGGUGGGGAGAACAUGCCGGUGCAGAUGGUGGGAGACAUUCUGGCCGCCGAGCUGUCCCACAUGCAGCCGUACAUCCACUUCUGCUCAAAUCAGAUUAAGGGAGCCGCGCUGCUGCAGACUCGCACCGACAACGAGCCAGAUUUCAAGCUGUUCCUCAAGAAAAUCGGCACAGACUACAGAUGUAAAGGGAUGCCGCUGUCAAGCUUCCUGCUCAAACCCAUGCAGAGGAUAACGCGCUACCCACUACACAUCAAAAGUAUUCUGGAAUGCACUGCAGAGGGCCACGGUGACAGAGGUCCUCUGAAAGAAGCUCUCGAGAGAGCGGAGGAGCUCUGUCAACAGGUCAAUGAAGGAGUGAGAGAUAAGGAGAACACAGACAGGCUGGAGUGGUUACAGAAUCAUGUCCAGUGUGAAGGGGCAGCUGAGAAUAUAGUUUUUGAUUCUAUUACUAACUGUUUGGGCCCAAGAAAAUUACUACACUGUGGCAAGAUUUAUAAAGCAAAGAGCAACAAGGAUCUUUGGGCCUUCCUCUUCAACGACUUCCUGCUCUUGACUCACUCUGGGAAGCAGUUCACCUCAUCCGGCAUUGAUAAACUGUUCACCACCAAGAACAGUGCGCAGCUAAAAAUGUAUAAGGCGCCUGUCCUGCUCAAUGAAGUUCUGGUGAAGCUACCGGAUCCUUCGAGUGACGACCCAGUCUUCCACAUCUCACACAUUGACACAGUUUACACACUGAGGACAGAAAACAUCAAAGAACGGACAGCCUGGGUUCAGAAGAUCAAGGCCGCGUCGGAAGAAUACAUCGAGACGGAAAAGAAAAAGCGGGACAAGGCCUACCACUCUCGAUCCGUCAAGGGAACCGGAAUCGGCCGACUCCUCGUCACGAUCUUGGAGGCCACAGAGCUGAAGGCAGUCAGAUCCAACGGUAAAAUGAAUCCAUACUGCGAGGUGACCAUGGGAUCUCAGGUCUUCACGUCCCGAACCCUCAAUGACACGGUCUACCCCAAGUGGAACUUUAACUGUCAGUUCCAAAUCAAGGAUGUGUACCAAGAUGUCCUCAGCAUCACCAUCUUUGAAAGGGACCUGUUCGCUCCCGAUGAGUUCCUGGGACGGACGGAGGUUCCCGUGGCGACCAUAAAAAAAGAGUUGGAGAGCAAGGGUGCCGUAACGCGACGUCUUCUGCUGCACGAGGUCCCCACUGGGGAAGUGUGGGUCCGCCUCGACUUGCAGCUCUUUAACAGCAAAUAGCUCAACUAAGGGCUUGGCUAUAUUUGCCAAACGAUAACUCCUCUCACUCAAUGUGCCUUAAUAUUGUGAUCAGAGAAUGCCGAAAGCUUUGUCUGACAUCACCUCAAUCUUCUAGAAGGGCUUCGAGUAGUUUCCUUGGAUGGAAAAGGGAAUUUUAAUGCAUCUUCUCUGAAUUAAAAAGAUGGAGUUAUCGGUGAAAGUAGAUGUCACCGCACUACAACUAUAAUGUGGUUAUUCAGGGCAAAGUUCCACUAAAGUUGUCGUAGACUGGAGGUCCUUUCGUGCGUCUACACAAUCCAGUCUGACUGAUGACUUUGCUGACUUGCUGUGUCUUCAGCAUUUUGACAUGAAAACAUUGUCACCGUGGCACUGGCCUGAACGCGGUUUACUGCUGCGGAGGAAAGGUCUGAGGAUAUGUCGUUGCGGUUCAAAUCACUGUAAUGACAUGAGGCGCUGUCUGCUCAUGUCUUCAUAUCUUGGGUGGCGUAAUCCUCCCACCUUGUGGUUGUGCGGACACAUCAGAAAAAGCCAUCAGACGUUGUGAUGUACGUGUGCAACCUUAUUAACAAGCGGUUUGUUUGUAUGGAACAAAAAAAUGUCUUGCUGAUAACACAACAAGGUGGAGACUGCUCAUAACUAUGUAAUAACCAUUUUCAUGUGGUUCAUGAGUAGUAAAAGCGCAGCUUUUCUUGGGGGGUUUCUUCUAAUUAGGGUACGAUCAAUUAAACACAUCCUACAGACAGCCCAGGGAAACUGUGCAAUUGUUGUGCCCGUGUACGUAAGCCUUGGAAAAUCUUUAAUUUCGUUGGGAUACUUGGAACGCAAGUAGGUUUGUUUGGUUGGUCCUCUUUUAAUUUUAUUUUUAAUUUUGACAGUGUUUCUGGCAAUAACAGCCUCUCACAAAUUCCCUUGCAAACAAUUUUAGAUUAAGCUGAAAUUAAUGCAGCUGUGCAAUAAUAUAAUAAUUCUUUAAUUUUCUGUUAGUAUUGAAUUCUGUUUUGUUUUUUAACAGCUUGUGUUAUGCUCAUUGCAUCACUUUUAUCAGACAAAUGCGUCGUGACUUUCCGUUUAAAUGUCUCAGCGAUGUUUAAUGCUCUAAAACCGAGCACCCGCCGGUGUUGUGCAUGUUAUAUCCAACCGGUAUUUAUGUCUUAAUUUAUGUGAGACUAUCCAAAGUUGUGAUGCAGCCCUUGUCUUGUGUCAUGUCGCAUAAAUUUCUGUUCACACUGGGAUUGUUUUUAGGGUGGGUGAAACAUGUUCCUGCAUUUUUCUGUAACCGUUGCGAGUGGCUGUUGCUCCACUCUUAGGUCAACUGGGUUGUUUUUAUUUCUUUUAUUCAGUGAUGUGCUGUUUUUAUUUUUUUUUGCGCAGAGACUGGACUGCCUAGCUGCUCUGAAUAGAUUUUUGAAUUACUUUUUUGGUUGUAUUAACGUUUUGCAACGUCAUCUGCCGUGCCCGCCGAGUCCGUCUGUUUACCUGCUGCUUGUACUCACCUGGGCCGGAUUGAGGCUCUCAAGCAGGGGUUCUCGAGUCAAAUAAAAGACAAAUGUGGCACGACUGACUACAUUAUUUGAAAAGCUCACAAUGUUUGAUGCCGCAGUACGGGUACAGGAAGGAAUGCCAAGUUUGAGACGUACUGGUGGAUCGACAUGUUUAUUACAGGAAUCUUGUAUAUUUAGCCUUUUUUAUUUAUGUAUUUAGGAUUCCAGGGAGCGGGAGCCUAUCCCAGCCAACUUUUGUCUGGUUGCUAGUCAACUGAAGUCAGGUGAGGGAACCACUACACAGUUUUUUUUAGAAUUAUGAGGACUAACUAGGGUGGCACGGUGGCUCGGCUGGAAAACUUUGGCCUCAUAGUUCUGAGGUCCCGGGUUCGAUCGCGGACCCGCCCGUGUUGAGUUUGCAUGUUCUCCCCGUGCCUGCGUGGGUUUUCUCCGGGCACUCUGGUUUCCUCCCACAUCCCAAAAACAUGCAACAUUAAUUGGACACUCUAAAUUGGCCGUAAGUGUGAUUGUGAGUGCGGCUGUUUGUCUCAAUGUGCCCUGGGAUUGGCUGGCAACCAGUACAGGGUGUACCGCGCCUCCUACUCGUUGACAGCUGGGAUAGGCUCCAGCACUCCCCGCAUCCCUUGUGAGGAUAAGCGGCUUAGGAAAGGGUUAAUUACUGUGCACGCUACAAUCUUGCACAGCGACUACAACAUGUCAAAAUGAAUAAUUUUGAAGUUGUUGGCUAUAUAUGAAUAGCAUACUUUUUAAAAGUAAAAUUUUGUUCAUGUUUUAUUUACUCGUAAUCCAUUUUGUGCAGAAUAGACAUGCAGCGUGUAUGAAAUAGAGUGCACAAAAAGACCUCAUUAAGUCCUUCUUCACCCUCCACUUGUUCCGGGCGGACUGGAGAAACAACGAUUGCAUAACUACACACAAGCACACGUAUCUGUACGUCACACAACAUCAGCUGUAGUCAAGCUUCUGUGUCCCCCAUUGGGGGUAACGUUGCCGUUUGGGACCCAAGCAGAAUGAUACACAAUGAAGUAUUGUCUACAGUGAAAAAACUUAUUUUAUAAUUUUUCAGUAGUUUGGCAUUUUUAAUGGUCAAACCUGUAUAAAAACAACCUUUCUACAGUGAAACUAAAAGUCAAAUUACCGUUUGACGACAGACCUUUAAUAAAUAUUGUACUGUGCUUGGUAAAUGUUGAUGGAAUAAGUGUCAAGUUUUGCGUUGAGUUGCAGGUUUAAUUUGUUCCGUGGCCAUGCUCAUAACUGAAAAUACUCCUCUCACUUCAUCUUUCCCUACUGAAAUGAAUGUAAAUGCCAUUAAUCUGUUCAAGCUUGCCUGGGGAAAAAAAGUAUUUGUAAUCUCUAUAUAUUUAUGUUAAAAAGAUAUCUAUUGUUAAAAAGAUCUAUAUAUUUUUGUACUUUAUAAAAUUGUACGAUAAUGUUACAAAUUUUACUUUUUUUUUUUGCAUUAGUUCAAUGGAUAUUGUGCUUCCUGGCCAAGUGGGACAGGUAUAAUACAGCUGGAUUUGUUUGGGGUGUACCCCAUCUCUUGCCUGAAGAUAGCAGGGAUAGGCUCCAGCAUAGCUGCAACCCUCGUGAGGAUAAGGGCUAUCCAAAAUGGAUCAAUCAAUACACGUGGUGCUAUCCACUCCUCAGUAAGGUUCACGAAUAUUAGUCGUUCUUCUCAGAGGAUUAAGAAAGUAUGCCUUUCAAGAUUAUCUGUAUUUGAUUAUGUUCAAAUAUCCAUUGCAUCAAAGGUUAUAAAAUUGCAAUGACAUUUCUAUCUGUUUGCAUGUCUAUGACAUUUUGGGUUGUUUGUUGGUAUUAACUAAACUGACUAUUCAGGCAAAUCGAUGUGGUUUGGUCAAAUACUACAGUGUCAUUCUCUUUGUUUUGUGUUUUAUUUGAUAGGUAACCUCAACACAGAAUGG
Molecule: messenger RNA, 9347 nt
Organism: Syngnathoides biaculeatus (alligator pipefish)
Lineage: Eukaryota; Metazoa; Chordata; Actinopteri; Syngnathiformes; Syngnathidae
Gene: itsn2b
Product: intersectin 2b
Exons: 41
Coding region: 503-5926 (1807 amino acids)
Biological process (GO): positive regulation of Rho protein signal transduction
Molecular function (GO): protein binding; calcium ion binding; guanyl-nucleotide exchange factor activity
Source: RefSeq, a predicted model, not a curated record